This is a messenger RNA of Lottia gigantea (owl limpet), 510 nucleotides long. RefSeq lists its product as hypothetical. The transcript has 4 exons. The annotation marks the transcript as partial. The record is from RefSeq and is a predicted model, not a curated record. Gene Ontology annotation, biological process: protein dephosphorylation. Lineage: Eukaryota; Metazoa; Mollusca; Gastropoda; Lottiidae. Gene Ontology annotation, molecular function: protein tyrosine phosphatase activity.
ACACGGAAUGAUUUUGUAAGAAUGAUCUGGGAUAUGAAAUGUGAUAAGGUUGUCAUGGUUACCAGAGAAUAUGAAGAUGGAAAGAGAAAAUGUGAACGGUACUGGCCAUUGGAAGUAGGAUCCUCGGAGACGUUUGGUAUAAUAAAGCUUACAUUAAAAGAGGAGAUUUACCGAGAGAGUUAUUCUAAACGAUAUAUUAUAAUGGAAAGGGAUGGGAUGACACACAAGUUCUGUCACUUCCAUUACACCAGUUGGCCAGAUCAUGAUGUACCGGAGAUCAAUGAUAUAUUAGAUUUCCAGUUUACAGUUGAUAAAUUUAAACCAGAAUCUAAAAGUCCUGUACUAGUUCAUUGUAGUGCUGGUGUUGGUAGAACUGGUACAUAUAUAGCUAUAGACUACUGUUUAAAACAGUACAAAGAUACUGGUAAGGUGGAUGUAUUAGAAUGUGUUAAAACUCUUCGUCAACAGAGAAAAGGAAUGAUCCAAACUCCAGUAAGUUUUGUGUCAUAA